This is a messenger RNA of Gongylonema pulchrum, 1062 nucleotides long. The record is from the annotation of a GenBank genome assembly. NCBI's taxonomy places the organism in Eukaryota, Metazoa, Nematoda, Chromadorea, Rhabditida, Gongylonematidae.
AUGCGUGGAGCGAUGCUUGGAAUUCCACCACAACUACAAAUGCCUCCUUCGCACGCAAUGCCUCCACCGUUUCGCCUCAUGCCUCAGUGCCCCACUUCAAGAGUUGAAAGACCUCCAUUACCACCAAUGCAUUUUGUGCCAUAUCAGCAGCAGCAACUGCAACAGCCGUAUCGCCCGAAUUUUGAGAUGCCUACUGCACCGAUGCGUCCACCAUCACAUGGAGCGAGUCGUUGUUCUAAUCGUGAUCGAACGAGCAGACGUUCAGGGCUUCCAUCCAGCAAAACGAUAUCCGAUUUCGCGCUUUCACCAUUUGCUGGUUUUGUUUCGAAGAAAGAACGCGAAUGGCUUAUCAAAAUCCAACUGUUGCAAUGCCAGGGAUGUGGCAACCCAUAUGAAGAUGAUUUCUAUUUUACCGUUUGGCGGCAGAAGCAAAUAGCUUUGGAACGGCGGAAAAAAGGCUUAAAACCUGCAACCGGCGAAGAGGGGGAUGAAUGCGAUUACGCAAUAAGCACUGCAAAUGCACAUCAUUAUGUUCCACCAACUUUUGUUGGUACAUUGGGAAAACCAACGCUUUCCACUGUCAAUUAUCCAAGACAUUUAAUCGAUCUGUCGAACGAUACAACGGAUGAUGAUAAGCUUUCGAUGAAAAGCAGUGCAUCACAGAAGAAGCUGCGAGCACUUCUGUUACAGCUAGAAAAUAUUGCUUUACUGAUUGUUGAAUGUGAUGAUCGCAAGCGUUUCCUAAACGAAUUGAGGGAUGGUAUUCAAAGUCGGUUGAAAGCAGUGAUUGAUAGUCUUUGCUCCAGUGAUCGCCUUCAAACAGUUUUGCUCAUCAACAAGGGACGGCAAAUGUUCACACGUGCAUUAGCACUUGCUGAUGAAGAUCAGCGAGUGCUGCUGUUGAAAUAUUUUUUUACUGCUUUAACGAAUGCUUGGAAAAGAUUACCUACAAACGAGGUGUGUGUGCUUUUUGUGUCAAACAUGAUAUUCUCAGAUUUCCGGCGUUUUGACAGCCAAAAGCAGGGGCGGAUCCAGGGCGACCUCUUGGAGAGGAAGAAGUGA